AUGGCUUCGAAGAGGUCUGCCAUGCUUUGCUAUCUCAUUCACGGUUCACAGUCUCUACAGCGCAGGACUGCGUUGGCAGGAAUGCUUUGCAUGCAGCUGCAGAGGCCGGUCACCGCAAUGUUUGCAAGCUGUUUAUGGGGCACGAGAGCUUCCGGGUUUUGGCAAGUACGAAGGAUUACUUCGGCCAUUUAG
Molecule: messenger RNA, 192 nt
Organism: Symbiodinium sp. CCMP2592
Lineage: Eukaryota; Dinophyceae; Suessiales; Symbiodiniaceae
Source: the annotation of a GenBank genome assembly